CAGCAGCCACCCCUAAUUCACGUCUCUCCGAUUCUCUCUUUCUUUCUUUCUGUAAUAUCAACGAAUACAUAGUCCCCUGUUUUCCCAUUCUCAAUGCCAUUUCGUUUCUAUUGCAUUUCUUCACAAAAAAAAAAAACUAUUUCACGUCUAACUGAUUGAUGCAGCAGAAAGGUAGAAACAAUAACCGUAGAUCCAGGAGCUUCUCUAGAUCUCGUCUUGCCAUUGAGGGUUUUUAGCAAUUUAGUUCUCUACCAUAUACUAAUUCCCAAUCCACAUUGUCUUCUUCAACCAUUCCAAAUAUUCACAUCAGAUUCCUCUAUCAUCAACCAACCAUGGCUGCUGCUUCAGGACAAGAGCGUGAGGUUCAAAAGAGUUAUUGGAUUGAACACACUGCGGAACUCACUGUCGAGGCCAUGAUGCUCGACUCUAAAGCAGCGGAUCUCGACAAAGAAGAGAGACCUGAGGUGCUCUCUCUGCUUCCGCCGUAUGAAGGGAAAACUGUGUUGGAACUGGGUGCUGGUAUUGGCCGAUUCACUGGUGAAUUAGCCAAUAAAGCUGGUCAGCUUAUAGCAUUGGACUUUAUUGAAGGCGCAAUUAAGAAGAAUGAAAACAUAAACGGGUACCAUAAGAAUGUCAAGUUCAUGUGUGCUGAUGUGACUUCUCUGAAUUUGAAUUUUUCACCGGAAUCGGUGGACUUGAUAUUUUCUAACUGGCUACUGAUGUAUCUUUCUGAUGAAGAGGUUAAGGCUCUUGUUGAGAGAAUGGUUAAAUGGUUGAAAGUCGGUGGUCACAUAUUUUUCAGAGAGUCAUGCUUCCAUCAAUCAGGAGACCACAAGCGAAAGAACAACCCAACCCACUAUCGAGACCCUAGCUUUUAUACAAAGGUUUUCAGAGAAUGUCACGUAAAUGCUGGUGAUGGAAAAUCAUUUGAACUUUCUCUUGCUGGUUGCAAGUGCAUCGGAGCUUAUGUGAAGAACAAAAAGAAUCAAAAUCAGAUUUGCUGGACAUGGCAGAAGGUUGCUUCUAAGGAUGACAUGGAAUUUCAGCGUUUCUUGGAUACUGUUCAGUACAAGUGUAGUGGCAUACUACGAUAUGAACGAGUCUUUGGACAAGGUUUUGUUAGCACAGGAGGACUUGAAACUACAAAAGAAUUUGUAGCCAUGUUGGAUCUUCAGCCUGGCCAAAAAGUCCUUGAUGUUGGCUGUGGCAUUGGAGGAGGUAACUUCUACAUGGCUGAAAAGUACGAUGUUCACGUUGUUGGCAUUGACCUGUCUAUCAACAUGAUAUCUUUUGCUCUUGAGCGUGCUAUUGGUCUCAAGUGUGCUGUUGAAUUUGAGGUUGCUGAUUGCACCAAGAAAACAUAUCCUGAUUGUACAUUUGAUGUCAUAUACAGUCGGGAUACUAUCCUUCACAUCCAGGACAAACCCACACUGUUCAGAUCUUUCUACAAGUGGCUGAGACCAGGAGGCAAAGUUCUUAUAAGUGAUUACUGCAAAAGAGCUGGACCAGCAUCAAAAGAAUUCGAAGGUUAUAUUAAGCAAAGGGGGUAUGAUUUACAUGAUGUUGAAGCAUAUGGGCAGAUGCUCAGAGAUGCGGGUUUUCAUGAAGUUGUGGCCAAGGAUCGUACUGAACAGUUCAUUGAGGUUCUGCAAAAGGAGUUAGAUACUGUGGAGAAGGAAAGAGAGUCCUUUAUCCAUGAGUUCUCUGAACAAGACUAUAAUGAAAUAGUUGGAGGUUGGAAGGCUAAGUUAAUCAGGAGUUCAUCUGGCGAGCAGAGGUGGGGCUUGUUCAUUGCCAAGAAGAAAUGAUUUAUCCAAACGUGUGGUAGAUCCAUUUCCAUUUAUGUUCCAGAGUAUGAACAUUUCUUCCAGUUCUAUGUAAUAAUUGUUUUACCUGCGAUUUAGGGAUAAAAAAUAUUACUAGUAUACUGCUUCCCUCAUCUUGGACGAAUUUGUUCUUCAUUUGCUAUAAUUCUGCCUCAGAUUUUGAUGCA
This is a messenger RNA of Solanum verrucosum, 1993 nucleotides long. RefSeq names its product phosphoethanolamine N-methyltransferase-like. Bases 333 to 1808 code for a protein of 491 amino acids. Gene Ontology annotation, molecular function: phosphoethanolamine N-methyltransferase activity. Lineage: Eukaryota; Viridiplantae; Streptophyta; Magnoliopsida; Solanales; Solanaceae. The record is from RefSeq and is a predicted model, not a curated record. Gene Ontology annotation, biological process: phosphatidylcholine biosynthetic process. The transcript is spliced from 12 exons.